AGGAGAGGAGAGGAGAGGAGAGGAGAGGAGAGGAGAGGAGAGGAGAGGAGAGGAGAGGAGAGGAGAGGAGAGGAGAAAACGUUCCCAGAGAAGGGCCUGGAGAGGAGCGCAAGAAUCGGGAGUGUUCGCAAGCAUCCGACUUACUGAAGGCAUCGAUUGAGAGCCAAGGGCUGUGCCCGAGGAACAAAGUUGCUGUAUAGGUGCAGAGCGAGAGCGACUGGGCGCAGGCCCAUCGAGAUGGUCUUUGCCCAACUUUUCUGGUGCCAGGAGGCACGGCUUUAGCGGGAAGGGCUCCUGCGAAAACUGCCUGAGUAAUGCUGGAAAGUGAAGUGGAUGUUUCUGGAGUCCUGCAAAAGUAUUUCUAUGUGAAGGCCUCUGUACUCUGAUUUGGAAAGGUAUUAAAACACUCCCAGAAAUCUCUGACCGUUUCAAGGGAGUGGUGUGUGUUUUUUGGAGAUGGUAGUAUCUACAGAGAAUCUUCAUGGAUUCUAAUGCUGGCAUCAGUGCAAGGAGUGUGGCGGGAAUGGGUUGGCUCUGGAUGGUCUGCUUCUUUCACCUAGUCACGUCACUAGAAGAAAUACUUCUGGAUACAACUGGAGAAACAUCAGAGAUUGGCUGGACCACCCACCCUUCUAAUGGGUGGGAUGAGGUAAGUGUACUGGAUGACAAGAAACGUCUGAUCCGAACCUUUGAUGUCUGUAACGUGGCUGAACCAGGUCAGAAUAACUGGUUGCGCACUCACUUCAUAGAGCGACGUGGAGCCCACCGAGUCCAUGUCCGCCUCCGUUUCUCAGUGAGAGACUGUGCCAGCAUGCACAUUGUAGCUUCUUCUUGCAAGGAGACUUUCACACUCUAUUACCACCAGUCGGAGGCUGACUUAGCCUCUCAGGAAUUGCCAGAGUGGCGUGAGGGCCCCUGGACCAAAGUGGACACUAUUGCGGCUGAUGAAAGCUUUUCCCAGGUGGACAGCACUGGGAAGGUGGUGAAGAUGAAUGUUAAAGUACGUAGCUUUGGGCCACUAACCAAGCAUGGCUUCUACCUGGCCUUCCAGGACUCAGGAGCCUGCAUGUCCCUGGUGGCAGUCCAAGUCUUUUUCUACAAGUGCCCAGCUGUUGUGAAAGGAUUUGCCUCCUUCCCUGAAACUUUUGCUGGAGGGGAGAGAACCUCGCUGGUGGAGUCACCAGGGAUAUGUGUACCAAACGCUGAAGAGACAAGCACGACUGGAUCUUCAGGUAUUCGGCUGCACUGUAAUGGAGAAGGGGAGUGGAUGGUGGCCAUUGGACGAUGCGUCUGCAAGGCUGGUUACCAGCCUAUUGAUGAUGAACGAGUCUGCCAAGCCUGUCCCCUUGGUUUCUUUAAAGUGUCUGUGGGACAUGACCCCUGCCUUCCAUGCCCUGCCCACAGCCAUGCUCCACUCCCAGGUUCCCGUGAAUGUGUGUGUCAGAACCGCUACUAUCGAUCUCCUAUGGAUAAUUCUGAUGCUCCCUGCACUGGUAUCCCCUCUGCUCCUCGUGACCUUAGCUAUGAAAUUGUUGGCUCCAAUGUGCUCCUGACUUGGCGGCUCCCCAAGGAUCUGGGUGGCCGCAAGGAUAUUUUUUUCAAUGUCAUCUGCAAAGUGUGCCCAGCAGGAUCCUCAGGGCCAUGUGUGCGCUGUGGGGACAGAGUACAAUUUGAACCACGCCAAGUGGGCCUGACAGAAAGUCGUGUGCAGGUCUCCAACCUCUUGGCCCGUGUGCACUACACCUUUGAGAUCCAGGCUGUCAACUUGGUGACUGAACUGAGUCCAGAAGCACCCCACUAUGCCACCAUCAAUGUUAGCACCAGCCAGACAGUCCCCUCUGCUGUCCCUAUGAUGCAUCAGGUGAGUCGUACUACCAGUAGCAUCACACUGUCAUGGCCUCAGCCAGACCAGCCCAAUGGGAUCAUCCUGGAUUACCAACUACGCUACUUUGACAAGGCAGAAGAUGAGGAUAAUUCAUUCAUCUUGACUAGUGAAACCAACAUGGCCACUAUAUCAAAUCUGAGCCCAGGCAAGAUCUAUGCCUUCCAAGUACGAGCUAGAACAGCUGUGGGCUAUGGUGCAUACAGUGGAAAGAUGUAUUUCCAGACUUUAAUGGGAGGGGAGCGCUCGGACAUGGUGCAGGACCGACUGCCGCUAAUCGUGGGCUCAGCACUCGGUGGUCUAGCCUUCUUGGUAAUUGCUGCCAUUUCCACCCUUGCCAUCAUCUUCAAGAGUAAAAGGCAAGAGACUCCAUACACAGAUCGCCUGCAACAGUAUAUUAGUGCACGAGGACUUGGAGUGAAGUAUUACAUUGAUCCUUCAACCUAUGAAGAUCCCAAUGAAGCUAUUCGAGAAUUUGCCAAAGAGAUUGAUGUGUCCUUCAUCAAGAUUGAGGAGGUCAUUGGAUCAGGUGAGUUUGGACAGGUGUGCUUUGGGCGCCUGAAACACCCAGGGAAGCGUGAAUACACAGUAGCUAUUAAGACCCUGAAGUCAGGUUACACAGAUGAGCAGUGGCGGGAGUUCCUGAGCGAGGCCAGCAUCAUGGGGCAAUUUGAGCAUCCUAAUGUCAUCCAUCUGGAGGGUGUGGUCACCAAGAACCGACCAGUCAUGAUUGUCACAGAGUUCAUGGAGAAUGGAUCACUGGAUUCCUUCCUCAGGCAGAAGGAAGGACAGUUCAGUGUGUUACAGCUGGUGGGAAUGCUACGGGGGAUUGCAGCUGGCAUGCGCUACCUUUCAGACAUGAACUAUGUUCAUCGUGACCUGGCAGCACGGAACAUCUUAGUCAACAGUAACCUUGUGUGCAAGGUGUCAGACUUUGGUUUGUCCCGUUUUCUGGAGGAUGAUGCUUCAAAUCCCACUUAUACUGGAGCUCUGGGCUGCAAAAUCCCCAUUCGUUGGACUGCCCCUGAAGCUAUCCAGUAUCGCAAGUUCACCUCCUCCAGUGAUGUCUGGAGCUAUGGCAUUGUCAUGUGGGAGGUGAUGUCCUAUGGUGAGAGGCCUUACUGGGACAUGUCCAAUCAGGAUGUAAUUAAUGCCAUCGAUCAGGACUAUCGCCUGCCACCACCCCCAGACUGUCCAACUGUUUUGCACCUGCUGAUGCUUGACUGCUGGCAGAAGGAGCGGGUCCAGAGACCCAGAUUCGAGCAAAUAGUCAGUGCCCUAGAUAAAAUGAUCCGCAAGCCAUCUGCCCUGAAAGCCACUGGCACUGGGAGCAACAGACCAUCUCAGCCUCUCCUGAGCAACUGUCCUCCAGAUUUCCCUUCACUCAGCAAUGCCCAUGAGUGGUUGGAUGCUAUCAAGAUGGGCCGUUACAAGGAGAAUUUUGACCAGGCUGGUCUGAUUACAUUUGAUGUCAUAUCACGCAUGACUCUGGAAGAUAUCCAGCGCAUUGGCAUCACCCUCGUUGGUCACCAGAAAAAGAUUCUAAACAGCAUCCAGCUCAUGCGAGUCCAUUUGAAUCAGCUUGAACCAGUUGAAGUGUGAUGUUUACAUCAUCCUUAUUCCACUAGUUUCAACAUCUGGAAAGGUUCUGGGGAAAUUCAGGGGAAUUUUCACUGUAAGAAAAAGAGAUGUCAGUAUGCUACUUGAAGACUUAAUGCACCCAGAGAGUGCACACAACAUGUCCUGUUCCAUGAACAAAACCAAAGCCUUGCCAUGAUGUGAAAGCAGAACUAAAUAAUUGGUGGCAUUUAAAUGUGGCUGAUGCAUGAACAGGAUCGGGGAGGGAAAGUUAUAAUAUGGGAAGGAGAUGGAUAUUAGCUUUGACAGAUCAGAAUUACCUGUUGCCUCUUCUCUGCCAACAAAAGGUAUCAGACAAAUUUACAAAGCCAUCCGCAGACUUAAUCUGUGGCUGGGAGCCCAGAAAAGCUACAAAGACAAAAUAAAGUCAACAGAAAGUUUUUUACAAAUGAACCCUAUCAUGGUAUGAGAGAUUAUUACUCAGGUGCAGAUGAGCACCAGUCUAUCACUUGGUAUGACAGCUUGGUGGGGAAUUCAAAUUCCAGUUAGUGCACAAUAAGACAUAAGCAAUAAGUAAGCAAUAAGACGUAUUACCUGGUAAAGAGGUUGAGGGUAAAGGGCUCCAAAUUGUAUGCUAUUAUGUGUGCAGUUGAGUCAGCUCCGUGAUCUAGGAGGGAAAUUUAGCAAUCCAUUGUGCUGACACAAGGAACAGCAAGUGCCUCAUGCUAUACAGCUUUGUUUAUGGGACUGCAACAGAACAGAACAAUAAGUACUCCUAGAAUACAUCCUGCUGGAUGUGCAUGUGGAGACAGAAAACAUAGAUUCUGGUCCUUGCAAACCCAUCUUGAGAGGAAAGGCAUAGGCUCUGAUAUUCUGAAAUCCUGAGUACCCAGAAUGUCUGUUUUGUGCUCUUCUGACCCCCUUACAGACAUUGAACAGUGUGACAGAAAAAAAUGUUAAGCCCUUUGAUGCUGAAAAAUACUUGCUCUUUUUCUCACCCCAGCCAGCAACAUCAAUGGACACGGUUGAAUAUUGUUUCUCAAGGAAAUGCAGACCUUCAGUAGUCAGCUCCAAAUAGGCAACUGGAAGAAAGGAGUUGAAACUCUUUCAAAAGUUCUUGUCAGCAGUGAUCAGGGAAGGGUACAGAAUCGCACAGAAUGUGUCCAGGUGGGUUUUGAAUGUCUCCAGAGAAGGAGACUCCACAACCUAUCUGGGCAGCCUGUUCCAGUGCUCUGUCACCCUCAAGGUAAAGAAGUUUUUCCUUGUAUUCAGAUGGAACCUCCUAUCCUUCAGUCUGUGCCCAUUGCCCCUCAUCCUAUCACUGGGCACCACUGAAAGGGGUCUGUUCCUAUCCUCUUGGCAUCCACCCUUGAGUUAUUUAUAAACAUUUAUGAGAUCCCUUCUCAGUCUUCUCUUCUCCAGGCUGAACAGACUCAGCUGUCUCAGUCUCUACUCAUAAGAAAGGUGCUCUAGGCCCCUAAUCAUCUUUGUAGCCCACUGCUGGACUCUCUCCAGUAAUUCUCUGUCCUUAAACUGGGUAGCCCAGAACUGGACACAAUACUCCAGCUGCAGCCUCACCAGGGCAGAGUAGAGGGGGAGGAUAACCUCCCUCAACCUGCUGGUCACACUUUUCUUAAUGCACCCCAGGAUACCAUUCACCUUCCUGGCCUCAAGGGCACAUUGUUGACUCAUGGUCAACCUGUUGUCCGCCAGAACUCCCAAGUCCUUCUCUGCAGUGCUGCUUUCCAGCAGGUCUGCCCCUAACCUGUACUGGUGCCUGGGGUUGUUCCUUCCCAAGUGCAGGACCCUAUAAUUGCCCUUGCUGAACUUCAUUAGGUUUUUCUUUGCUCAGUCCUCCAACCUGUCCAGGUCUCACUGAAUGACAGCACAGCCUCUGGUGUGUUGACCCUUCCUCACAGUUUGGUAUCACCAGCAAAUUUGCUGAGGCUACACUCAGUGUCUUCAUCCAGGUCAUUGAUGAACAGGUUGAACAGGACUAGACCUAACACUGACCCCUGGGGAACCCCACUAACUACAGGCCUCCAACCAGACUUCGCACCAUUGAUCACAACCCUCUGAGCUCUGCCAUCCAGCCAGUUUAUGAUCCGUCUCACCAUGCUUUCAUCCAGCCCACACUUCCUGAGCUUACCUAUGAAGAGGUUGUGAGAGACAGUGUCAAGAGCCUUGCUGAAUCAAGGUAUACAAUGUCCACUGCUCUUCCCUUGUCUAUCCAGCCAGUCGUACCAUCAUAGAAGGCUAUCAGGUUGGUCAAACAUGAUUACCCUUUGGUGAACCCAUGCUGGCUAGUCCUGAUAACCUUCUUUUCAUCCACAUGCUUGGAGAUGAUUUCCAGAAGGAGCUGUUCCAUCACCUUUCCUGGGAUGGAGGUGAGGCUGACUGGCUUCUGGUUAUACUUUCCUGGGUCACCCUUCUUGCCCUUUUUGAACACUGAAGUGACUUUGGCUUUCUUCCAGUCCUCAGACACCUCUCCUGUUCUCUAAGACCUUUCAACGAUGAUGGAGAAUGGCUUUGCAAUAACAUCUGCCAACUCUCUCUGCACUCUUGGGUGCGUCCCAUUGGGACCCAUGGAUUUGUGGAUGUCCAGUUUGUCUAAACAAUCUCUAACCUGAUCUUCUUCAACCAAAGGAAAGUCUUCCUUUUGCCAGACUUUCUCUCCUGUCUCUAGGGUCUGGGAUACAUGAGGGCCAGUUUUAGCAGUAAAGACUGAAGCAAGGAAGGCAUUCAGCAACUCUGCCUUCUCUGUAUCAUGUGUCACCAGGGCACCCUCCUCAUUCAGCAGCGGACCACAUUUUGCCUAACCUUCCUUUUGCCGCUGAUAUACUAGAAGAAGCCCUUCUUGUUGUCCUUGACAUCCCUGGACAGAUUUGCUUCCAAGUGAAGCUUGGCCUUCCUCACCACAUCCCUGCAUACUCUAACAGCCUUCUUGUAUUCCUCCAGGGUGAUCUGUCCCUUUUUCCACAUUACAUAAGCAUCCUUCUUCCACCUGAGUUUUGGUACCCACAGGUCUCUUCAGUCCUUAAAAAACAAAUAACAAUAUCCUUGGAAUCAACUAUGUUGUCUGGUAGAGGUGCAUGAGAAUGACCAGAAUGACAGAGCUUAUGUCUCCCUUCAGACAGACCAGUGUCUGCUUAAGGAAAGGUCUGCUUUGAGAAUGAGCAGAGCUUCGGGACUGUAUCUCUAUAUCUGUCUCUGUGCACGUGUGUGAAAACAUGAAACUGAGCUUGAGAGAAAAAGACAUAAACUAUACACUUGUCCAUCUCACCAACACAUAGGAAGGGAAAUUGUGAUGGCCUUGUUAAGCAAGGCCCUAGUGAAGAUAUUGCAUGAAAAGACACAUUCUUUGUGUUUAGAGAGGAAAUGACCCUAGCUGUUCUGAUCUGUGCCCAUCUGUUGGCUAACUGUGAGCUAGCCAUCAACAUACUAUAUUUAUCCUGUUGGCAAAGUUAGAAUAUCACAAUGUCUGCAGAUACCACUCCUGUAUGGAUUUAAGGAUUUCCCCAAGCCAACCUAGCAAUUGAAGACUGAGUAACCACAUUUGAUAGUUAUUGAAGACUCCCAUAAUAUGAUAGGAGGUCCUCCAAAGUACUUGUACUAGAAUAGCCAACAAAGUUCAGAAUCUUUAUUGCAGAGAGCAGUUCCAUUUGAGAAGAAAACAUUAUUCAACAGCACGGAUACAUUUGCGCAGUCUACUCUUUUAUUCUUCAGAUCAUUUUUAUACUGACUUGGCUUUGGUAUAACUUUCCACACACAUCAGAAUUUCAUAUUGCAUAAUUCCAUUCACAGUUGAGGUUGCUGAUUUUUUUCAUAGUUGAAUACAGAAAAGCUGAGGCUCUUGGGCACAAGAGACAACGUUAUCAAGUUUCACAUUAGUUGUAUUACUGCUGUAAUGGGUGAUGGCAAAGUCAUUAACAGCUUUUGUUGGUAUCAUUAUAUUAGAGAGAGAGAGAGUUAACACCCAGAAUUAAAGUUUGGUGGGUUUUUUAAACGGUUACCCAUGGGUAUCAGUUCCACUUUGGAACAUGGACUAAAGACUACUUCCUUUUUUAAUAAAGACCAAAUUUCUGGAGUAAAGUUGUCUGAAAAAUUUACCUUCCUUGUAAUUCUGAAGUUUGGGUUCAUGCUGCUGAUUAGACAGAUUGAUAGAGGAAGAAAAGAAGGACAGAUGCAGAGACACCUAGCUAGCAUGUCAGAAAUAAAGGUAUCAUAGCAGUUUAGUCUAUCAAAGUGUAAUAGAUGAGAUUGUAACUGUUGUGUCUUGAGGAUUCUUUACAUUAGCUCUCUUUUCCAUUAUUGCCUUCACUAAAUAGAUGAUUUCUUUUACCACAGCAAUAUGAAGAGCAGUUUCCCCUGCAGCACACAAUUUCCUUGUUGUCUAUCACACUAUACCAAAUGUGCCAGAAGCACUUCAACAGUUGGAAGCCCACAGCACAGCCACAGAUAUUUUAUUAGUGAAAAACUGAGACAUACUUGGGAAAAUACAGGAUAUUCGAAGAUUUCCUUGGUAAGGAGUAGUGUAUAUCCAUGAAACUAGGGAGAUGAAGUGUAUGAUUUCUUUAGUCUCUUGAAAUUCUCAAUUCAGACUCUCAUCUCAUUUAGAUGUUAGGACUCACUUUGUAGAAGAUGUUCUGCAUCUUGUCCUGUAAGAAGGGCCACAGGAUCUGGCCUGGUUUCUCAUCCAUGCAGUCUUUAAUUUGUUUUGACCCAAGGGCAGAUACUACAUUUAUGAAAUGUAUUGCCACUCGGAAUGAACAAUACUCACUCUCAGCAUUUCUCAUUAAAAUGUUUUACCACUUUGUUUAUUCGA
This is a messenger RNA of Columba livia (rock pigeon), 8285 nucleotides long. RefSeq names its product ephrin type-B receptor 5. The transcript has 17 exons. NCBI's taxonomy places the organism in Eukaryota, Metazoa, Chordata, Aves, Columbiformes, Columbidae. The record is from RefSeq and is a predicted model, not a curated record. Bases 482 to 3484 code for a protein of 1000 amino acids. Gene Ontology annotation, cellular component: dendrite; plasma membrane. Gene Ontology annotation, molecular function: ATP binding; protein binding; transmembrane-ephrin receptor activity. Gene Ontology annotation, biological process: ephrin receptor signaling pathway; protein phosphorylation; axon guidance.